AUGAUGUCUUUUGCAAAAAGAGAAAAACCCAUCCUAAAAUUCAUAUGGAAUCUCAAAUUAUCCCAAAUAGCCAAAACAAUCUUGAAAACAAAGCUUGGAGGACCCAUACUUCCUGAUAUCAAAACUUACUACAAACCUACAGUAAUCACAACAGUGUGGUAUUGGCAUUAAGAGAGACAUACAAAUGAAUGAAAUAGACAGCCCAGAAAUGAACACCAUAUAUAUGGCAAAAUGAUUUUUGACAAGGAUGCCAAGACCAUUCAAUUGGGAAAGGACAGUCUUUUUAAAAAAUGGUGCUAGGGAAACUGGACAUCCUACAUGCAAAGUAAUGAAGUUGGAACCUUACAGAACAUCAUAUGCAAAAAUGAACACAAAAUGGAUAAAAGACCUAAGUAUAAGACAUAAAACAAUAAAACUCUUAGAAGAAAACAUAGGACAAAGCUUCAUGAUAUUGGAUUUGGUAGUGAUUUCCUGAAUAUGACACCAAAGGCAUAGGAAACAACAACAAAAAUAAACAAGUUGGACUUCAUGAAAAUUUUACAAUUUUGUGCAUCAAAAGACCCUAUCCACAGAGUAAAAAUCAAACCACAGAAUGAGAGGAAAUAUUUGCAAGUUGUAUAUCUGAUAAAGGAUUAAUUUCCAGAAUAUAUAGAGUACUCCUAAAAUUCAACAAUAAGAAAACAAACGGCCCGAUGCAAAAAUGGGCAAAGAACUGGAUUAAAUAUUUCUCCAAAGAAGAUACAAAAGAUGUGCAGUAAACACAUGAAAAUAUUCUCAACAGCACUAAUCACUAGGGAGAUGAAACCAAAACUUCAGUGAGAUACAUCUUCUACCAUGAAGAUGAAAAAACAAGAGCAUGUAGAGAAAAGGAACGCUGUGCAUUGUUGUUGGGAAUGUAAAAUGGUGUAGUCACUGUGGAAAACAGUAUAGCAGACCCUCAAACAUUAAAAACAGAAUUACCAUAUGAUCGAGAAAUUCCACCUCUGGGUAUCCACCCCAAAGACUUGAAAGUAGGGUCUCAGAGAGGCAUUUGUACAUCCACGUUCAUAGCAGCCUAUUCACAAUAGCUAAAACAUGUUAUCAACCCAAGUGUCCAUCAACAAAUGAAUUAUAGAUAAUCAAAAUAUGGUAUGUACAUACCAAUGGAAUAUUAUCCAGCGUUAAAAAGAAAGGAAACUGUGUAAUGUACCACAAUAUGGACUGUGCUAAGGACAAUAUGCUAAAGUAAAAUAAGCCAGCUACAAAAAGAUAAAUACAAUUUUGUGCAAGAUGUCUUUGCAACGCCCCCAAAAUGGACUGGUCUUGAAAGUAACUGUAUGUGUGGUGUUUGGAAAGAGGUAGGGGUUCUUAGACUCUCCUUCCCUUCCAAAGUUUCAGAAUCACCCAUGGGAGGGGUCAUGAGUCGUCCACAGGCUGAGAGCUUGACUCUGCGAUCUCACAAGUUUCUCCAGGCCGAGGACAACGAUGCUGUCAGCAUCAAAAAGCAAACUGGGCUUAAGGAAAUAAAGGGGUAGGUGAGGAAAAACCAGCUAAAUCCAGUCUUUGCCUAGCCAUUCCCUCUGGGGACUUCUUAUCUCUCGUGUCCUGAUUUAUGGCAUCACUGAUUCAUGGCUGAAUGGAGACUUUCCAGCCACCAAUAAUGUAAUAUUACCUGGGACAUCCAAAGUUCCAUGGUCAACUCAGGCUCCCUCAGAAGGAGGGAACAUUUUAUCAUGGAGCAGAGUCUAGUAUUUUUAUUAGACUAUCCCUUCCGGUCUACUGUUAAAUAUUUCUAGAGUGGAGUGUUUUAUGAUCAUUCCUCCCCAUUCCACCCCACCCUCCAUCUCUAAGUAUUUUUCCAUCUUUGUUAACAUACAGCAAAGCACCACAAACACAGAUUUAAGAUUUUGGUAGCAUGGAACUAAACCCACGGUACUACCAAGCAUGGGGAGUAGGUACAUUUUUUUUUUUUAAUGAGUAGAAUGCAUUUAUUGUUUUCCUUCUAGAAUUCAUAACCUGCUGCACAAGUAGCCCAGGAACUGCUGUGGGGGCAGGGAGGAAUUGUAGCAAUGCCAUCAGUGGGAUUUGACCCUGGAUUAGUUGGGAGUUUCCAGUGUGCUUCAUGUCCCCAGUGCUGGUUUAGGCAACGUGUUUAAUAAAUGUAGAGACAGCACCGACAAGCCCAUGUUGGUGGGCUGGCAAAGUGCAUCACUUCCCUGUUCUCAGAGCCCUAUAAUCUAGGCCACCCAACUCAAGAUAUCCAUACUUCCGUGUAUGCAGUUCCUCUCAUGGGGUAAACUGUAGCAUGGUGUGUAGAUGCAGAGAAGACACAGCCAUACUGCCCAGGUUCUGGGAGUAGGUACAUUUUUAAAAUGGGGGUGGGGGGAUGGGUCCAAUUAAAAACUGCUAGAAUGGAAAUUCAGAAGAGCACAUCAGGAAGAACCCGUGAAAGAAAUCUUCACUGAUGCAAUCAACACCAUAGGUUGAUAUAACUUCAAGAGAAACUUUAAAUGCCUGCAAGAAAGGAACUUGUGGUGAUGCCAAGAGACCCUGCACCUGUAAAUACCAUAUAGCAUGGUUCUUGGAUGAGCAGUAUCACCAUCACCUGGAUAUUGCUAGAAAUACAGAUUCUGCAGCCCUGCCCCAGACCUACGACUCAGGAGCUCUGGGAGGACAGGCCAGCACUCUGGGUUUUAAUAAGCCCUCCAGGUGGCUCUACUGUAUGCUCACAUUUAGGAAUCACUGACAGAGAGGGCCCAGGAUGAAAAGGACGACAGUAAGGAACAGAGCUGAUGCAGCAGAAUGAGGACUCCAACACGGCAACGAUGAACUUAUAUGACCCACCAAAGCCACAGUCAAAAUAUUGAACGUGGAAAGAGUGGAAACACUACUCUUAGGCCCUGGAAAUGGAAUGAGGAACUCUAAAAGGUGUGAUUAAGGGACAAGAGAAGAGGGAAAGGCAGCACUGUGAAAACCACAAGGAGGGAAAUACGUAAAGAACAUUUUCCUGACCAGAUUAUAAUCUCGGCCUGAGUUGUCGAGGGCUCUUAGAGUUUCCUUCCAGAGCAAUCCUCAAAGAAAGGGACCCGGGUGACAUUCGCCAACUGGAUUUUGUUUGGUUACUUACUUUGCUUAUUUUUCACCUUAUUUAUUCGGAUGCAAUCUCAAACUUAAUAGUAAAACUGCAAGAACAGGAAAAAAAGACCUUCUGAAUACCCUUUACCCAGAUUCACCAACUGUUUACAUUCUGCCCCAUGCGCCUUAUCACUCUUCUGUCUAUAUAUUUAUUACAUAUGUGUGUUUUCCUCUGAAGUAUUUGAAAGUAAAUUGGAGACACUAUGCCCCUUUAUGCCUAAAUACUUCAGUAUAUAUUUCCUAUGAAUACAUUCUCUUACAUGCCUUCCUAAAAUACAACACUCUCACAUAAUCACAGAACACUUAUCAAAAAUCAGGAAGUUUAACCUGGACACAAUAUUAUUAUCUAAUAUUCAGGGCAUAUUCAAAUUUUCUCAGUUGUCCCAAUAAUGCCCUUGUUAGCCAUUUUCUCCCUGAUUCCGAAUCUAAUCCAGGACCACAUGUUACAUUUUGUUGCCAUGUCUCCAUAGCCUCUUGCAGUCUGUAACAUUUCCUUUGCCUUUCUCUAUCCUUCUUGAUCUCGAAUACAGGCCAAGUGUUUUUUAGAAUGUCGCUCAACUUAGGUUCAACUAGUGUUUCCUCAUGAUGAGAUUCAGAUUAUGGAUCUGGGGGAGAAAUACCACAGGUGUGAUGUUGUGUCCUUCUCAGUGAACUGUAUCAGGAGGCACAUGAACUUGAUUUGUCCCAGGAUUGGUGAUUGUGCCACAGGCUAACUGGUCACCAUGCAGGGAGGAGAUUUGAGGAAUGCGUGUCCCACUUAGCUAAACUGACACAGUGGAAUCCGCCACACUAUAUAAAUAUCCUGUCCAUUAUCAAACUUCAAUCCGCUCAUUCUAGCAUUGUUUCUUCCCUUAUGCCAUCAUUCUUUCUCUAUUAUUUAGAAUUAUACCUUAAGGAGGGCUUUCUCUUCUCCCUCUGCUCACUUAUUUAUUCAUUUAUUUGUUUAUAUUAGUUCAGACUUACAGAGUUUUGUUUUAUGUUGUUCCAUAAUUUGUCAUAAUUACUGUCUUUGUUUUGAUACUCAAAUGGUCCUGUAUGUGGCCAGUGACAGCCAGUUCAGCCUUCACCCUAUAUCCUUUUGAUAUGUCACCAUCAUUCUUUGAGUAUCUCCUUACUUUCCGGUACAAGGUAUUCCAGGCUCAUCUGGCAUGCCUUCCCCAUCCUAGCCCUGGAAUCAGCCUUUUCCUCAAGUAGCCAUGGUUUCUUCUGAUGGAGACCAAGAUCUGGGCACCAAGUACAUUCAGUGCUGAUACGUCAUUGCUUCUAAGCAUUGUAAGAAGACAGAGCUGGAACACACACAGACACACAAACACACACACAUCUGCACAUGUACAUUCCCAUGUACAGACACACGUACACACACAUGCAUGAACACACACACACACACAAUGGUUACAUUCUGAUAUCGCUGGUCCCAAUUCUCUUUAACAUCAUAGGGCACUUUCUAGUCAUCCUCUCCCCCCCUUUCCAUAGUUGUAACUUCUUCUUCCAACAGUGGGAAACCUGGGCUGUGUUUGUCUUUCUCAUUGAUGAUGACUGGUUCCCAGAGGUUAUCAAGAAGAAAAGAGCAUUGACGGUGCCUUUAGACCUUUGCCCUCUGAUUUAACAGCAUCGGUGAGUUUUCAAGGAAAAUCUGUAGAGGCUAUAAACCUGUCACUGUUUACUCAGUGUCUGUCCUGGUUUACUUUUCCUUUCAAAGAAGUGGUUCUCAACUGUGUGCAUGGCAUGUUUCCUGUGAACCCUGUCCUAGUUGCUGUGCCAGAUUCAUUGCUGCAAAACUGAAUACACCUGCAAUAACACCGGCAUUUGGCAGAAGGGGUGUAUUGAGCUGAGAGGGGUACUAUCUGUCAUGAAUCUAAGAUAAGGGGAAUAAGUCAAGCGAUUACAGAGAAGACUGCAUAUUUUUUGAAAUCUGUAAGAACUCUGAGUUCACAUAGACUCAAUAAACUGCCCACACACAUAGCAGCCAGCUCCAAGGGGCCACGAAAUGAGUCACACUUUAGCACUGAUGCCCUUCUACCAUAGCAUCAAUUCUUUAUAACUCUUGCUGAUAUGGUCACCAAUGCCUUGACCUUCUAAAUCCCCCUCAGUGACAGGUCACAGAUGUUUCAUUUCAAAGUGUGCCACAAAUGCUAAAAGUUGAAAACCACCAUUCUAAAUGGAGGAGAAUAUUUUAGGACUUAGAAGAUGUAGAACAAUCUGCUGAGAAAAAUAUCAAAUGUGGAAACAACACAGAAAACAGCAGAGACUGAAAAAAAGAUGACAGACAGAAGAUCAAUAGAUUCAGAACAUUACUUGAACUUAAAAAUGGAACUUGUGGACUACCUGGUGAAUAAAAAUGUUCUGGGAGGGAUUCAGGCGAACAAGAUACAAUCCAAAGACCAGAUGGGAGAGAGAGAGAAGACAGGGGAUGGUAAAGGAAGUAAAUCUAAGCAGACAGAUUUCUUCUCUCCUAUUAAUUUUGUGUAUAGAAAUUAGUAAGAAAAUAGUAUUUUUAGGAAACUGAUAGGUCUAAAUCAAGAUUAUCUUAUGACCUCACUGAAAAGGAAAAGAAAAUGUUUGAGUCCACUCUAGAAGCCACGUAAAUGAAGAGGGAGCAUUGAGACUACCAGCAUGGAGUGGUAAAGAACAGCACAGAUGUAUCUUAUAUUGUACAAAAUCUAAGACUAGAUUAUCGGUGGGACUUUAAAAGUCAGUGGCUGGAUUAAGAACAAAAAUCAAACUAUCCAUUUCCUCUCCUGAGACUAGGAAGACUACGGUAAGGCCUGGGCUUUACUGAUCCAUGGGGCUGUCAUAGCUCAGGUGGGCUCAGGUAUGAGGCAUGCUGGAGCCUCAGCCGGGAGAGCCUUCUUCCCGAAGGAGGAAGGGAGAACCCAACAGCUCACCCACUGGCAGGCUGGUCUACCUGCAGGCUGCCAGGCAUUUACAGCAGACUGUUCUGACCACAUUCUGAACUCGGAGGGGAAUCCCUCUGACUCUAAUGUGUAAAGAAGCCCAGCUGGCCGGUGGGAUAUGGCAUAAGGGGCCUGGGCUGUGAGUUCAUGUCCUGGUGAUUCUGGCGGUCAUUCUUGGACGUCCAAACCUAAGCGAGCAGCUGGGGAGUGUGGCAGUCCAGGGGUUGCUCUCUGCAGGAAAACACAGGCAAGACUUGGGCAGAGGAAUCAGGGGGCUAGUCCUGAAAGCUAGGGUUCCUAGGAAGAGACAGGCCAGCCCACAGGAAGCAGGUGAAAAGGAAGAAGAAAGCUGCCAUUUGGGGGCCCGUGGCUACCAAAGCGGACCCCAGAUCCUGCCCAACCACAAGAAGUCUCAGAUUGCAGCAAAGCAAACACAGACACUAUUUGGGUAAAUCAAACUAGACUGGCUUAUUUGAAGGAUGCAGAAGGAAACCAGCACCACUCACAACACCCAGGUUAAGAUCAGAGAGUCAUUACAUUUUCUGGGACGGGUGGGGAUUCACGUUCCAGAAUCCAGAAUCCUCACUAUGACAUGGAGAGCUACAGAAGAUGGUUGCAUUUUCCGGAUUCUGUCCCCCUCAGACCUUGCACCAAAGUCUACGAUGGACAGGUGACUGAACUCACCUCAUCCGUUUGGGAUUUGGGCCAUUUACAGUAUUUUCAAGUAGUUAAAUCAUCAGACUUGCAGACUAGAACUGUGUGUUCCUGGCAUGUAUCCAGAUAUGGGGAUCAAGAACUUCAGUAGGUGUCACGCCCUCAAGUCAUGAGACCAGGUCUGGAGGUGCCACAAAAAUGAAAUCAACGUACAUGGUCGGGCAGGUCCCAGGACAUGGGUUUAACCAGUGUCACGUGCCCUCCUCCCACAUCUGUGGAACAUGCAGACAUCCGGGUCAAGAGUUACAAACUGAACUCCACCGAGCGGUAUACCUGUAACACUGGCUUCAAGCGGAAAGCCGGGACGUCCACCCUGACAGAGUGCGUGCUUAACAAGACCACGAACACUGCCCACUGGACAAUUCCCAAUCUCAAGUGCAUCACCAGUUCUGAAGCAAGUCUCCACCCUCAGGCUCAUAAAUGCCAUGUGGUUAUGCUCUCUCUAGGAGACCCCUCCCUGACUCAUCUAAAGCCAUCCUCUACAGAAAUGCCGGCAGGGGUGACCCCAGAGCCAGAGAGCACCUCCCUUUCUGGAAAAGAGCCAGCUUUCACUUCCAAGUCAGACAGCACAGUGGCCACAAAGGCAGCUACUGAGCCAGGCUCCAGGCUGAUACCAUCAAAGCCUCCGGCUGCGGGAACCACAGGGGUAAUCAAUAAUGAACCCUCCCGAGCCCCAGCUCAGACAACAGCAAAGGCCUUGGAACACACCCCCUCUGCCACGCAGGAGAUGCCAGGUACCUAUUCAUACAGUUCCGGAACUGUGACUGCGGCCAUCGUCAUGCCUGUCGCUGUGCUCUGUGUAGUAUGUGUGGGACUUCUGGUGUGUUACAAAAGAUCCAGGCAAACUUCGCAGAUACGCACUGUUGCAAUGGAGAACAUGGAAGAGAUACCAAUGACUGGGGGAACCAACGGCAGAGACGAGGAUGCAGAAAACCAAGCACACAACCUAGGAAACUCCAGGGGGGAGCUGAGGGCAGCCAAGGCUGAAGCAAGGAUGCCAACUCUUCCCUAGCCGAAGAGGUCCAAGGAAAGACUCAGGUGUUGGGUGCCAGCAAAGAGCCCGUCAGGAUGAUAAAACAAACAUGUUGGUGUCAUUUUAUCGACCGUGGCCAGCCGAGACACCUCCUGUAUUUGUAGCCUCUCCAGUCUCAGGAUGCCCUGUCUCAAGAGUAGGGCUGACUUCCUAAAGUCCUGGCACUUGAAGCUUUUCUGGGAGUGGCUGGACACCUCGGCCUUCCUUUUACUUCAUUAAGACAUUUAUUCAGGAGAGCUCAUCAGCUUGACUACUCCAUCCCGCAUCCCGACUUGCAGUUCACAAAGAAGAGAAAUAAAUACACCUGCGGCUGGAAGAGAAUUAUGUGGCUCCUCCUGCCUUAUGAGACGGCUGCGAGGAUGAUGACGUCAUCGUAGCUCCUAACCACCGUCUCUCCAGUUAGGUGCUCUGCAUGCACUGAAAAGGAGCAAAGAGGUACUGUGCCCAGUGAGUCCUCUUGAUUUAAGGAUUCAGAAAGAAGGAAACUGAACUCAGUGACAUUUCCCAUAUAUACGUUUUUCUAUUUAUACUCCUUGUCAAUUAUAGCUACGUAUUUUAUAACUGUUAUUUUGAAAUUGUACCUUGUAUAAACAAAAUGUCUAUUUUCAAUACAAAAAAAAAAAAUAGUGCACUGAAAGAAUCACUGAGGAGAAACAUACCACAAAGAAAAAAAAGGAGAAAGCAGGGGAAGACAGAGCUCCAAAUGGUAGAGCUUGGCCUCUCUUUCUAAAAGUAGAAAAAAAAUUCUUGCCUAAAUCUGGAUCUGAUCUCAGUUCUGGAAAAUCUCUAAUAAGACCUCCAUGUGAGAAGCAACAGGUUAUGGCCCAGGUGUGCCUGGCGCACACAGUCUCUUUCCCUGUGUUGUUCUCUUUCUUUCCUUUAGAACAUGUAUUUAUAAAACCACAGGCCUAAUCUCACCUCCUCCUUUUAUUGAUGAGAAAAUUGAGGCCGAUAGCAGUUGACUUGCCCAAGGUCACAUGGCUCCACUGAUGCCAGCUUGGAUGAAAUUUAGGAAGGGCAGUGGGGUAGGAGAGGAGCAGUCCCCACUAUAAAUGGGCCAUGAGCCGCCUCACGCAUAGCCAGGGGCAGCCAGGGAGCCACCGCCAGCAUCCGGGAAGUGGGGCACAGGCUACAGCAGCAAGCAUCCCCGUGCCUCCAGAAGCUCUCAAAGUAUCCAUUCCUUACCAACUUCCCGUCAUCGCUUUAGAUGGUUUCAUCAAAAGGGAAGGAAGGGUAGGAAUUUCAAAUGGCCAGAGUUGGGAUUUUAGAGCCACACCCUUUUUCACUCUCUGCGAUUCUCUUUUCGAACGAGAGGAAACUCACUGCCACGCACGAGCUGAGCCAUGUUCAUUGCCGUCGGGCUCCAUACUUGAUUAUCCUGAACCUGACCGUUGCGACUUUUUGCUUCUCUCUUCAGCCCUGUGUUUCUAGAGUUCACCAUUAACUGGAUCCAUUUUGUUCUUUAUAAGAAGUUUUAAGAGUUUGACCCUUGUCUUAGAAACCAAUCUGACAGAAGACACAACUUACACACAAGCUGGCAGAUGCUCAGCAGAGCCAGAAUUCUGAAAGGUGUCUGUGGCUGUACGAGGGGUGAGUCACAUGGCCACUUCAUGGGUCUGCGGUUCCACUUCACUGUCAUCUUUGGAAAACAAUACGAUGACCUCUGGGGGCCCGUUUCUAAGCUGUAGAAUCACCUGGUUCAGGUCCAUCACAGAAUAAGUCUGUGAUCCAUGAGGCACCAACCAAGUUCAAGCUGGGGAAGUUGCACGACAAAAAAAUAGAUCUAGAAAAGUAGAUCUAGACCCAGAAGCAAGCAGCGUCAGGUGGAGCUGAGGUCUGGAAGGAUGGAGGCCAGGAGGGUGAGGGUGAAUAAAUUAGUGGUUUUUGUUUGUUUGUUUGUUUGUUUGUUUUUUAAGUGAAGAGGUAAAAUGAAUUCUCCUACUGGGUGGUGCAGUUCUCCUAGGGACACGUUUAAGUAACUUGUAUGAUGCCAAAACAUACCACGGCCCCAGAAUUUACCCCCUGAGCAGUGAUGGACAUCUUGAAAUUAGGAACUGUUUUCAUCUUUGAAUUUUCAGGGACUGAUGCAGUGCCCUGCAGGUGACUACCAAAUGCUGGAUAAAUAAAUUAAAAUGUUCUUAA
Felis catus (domestic cat) is the source of this 9897-nucleotide messenger RNA. RefSeq names its product interleukin 15 receptor subunit alpha (gene IL15RA). The transcript has 7 exons. Gene Ontology annotation, molecular function: interleukin-15 receptor activity. The coding region runs from base 6898 to 7734 and encodes 278 amino acids. Gene Ontology annotation, cellular component: plasma membrane. The record is from RefSeq and is a predicted model, not a curated record. NCBI's taxonomy places the organism in Eukaryota, Metazoa, Chordata, Mammalia, Carnivora, Felidae. Gene Ontology annotation, biological process: interleukin-15-mediated signaling pathway.